AGUAGAAGAUGGGAAGGCGACGAGGAAGCACAGAAACGCACAAUUAUCCUUACCGCAGCAAAACUCAUCAAAAGUGACAUUAAGACGACAGUUGUGCCAAUUGGGGAGACGUAUCCAACUCUGGCCGAACUGAACCUUAACACAGCGUUAGAUUUUAUCCCUCCAAGUCUGCGAUUCUUGCUGCAGCAUCUGUUUGUUGGGAAGGAUACAACUAGAAAGAUUGCUGGCAUCGGGCAAGCUGUUGUUCAGGCUGUGCGUCCAAGAGCUGUAAUUGCGCCUUUACAGCUUGGUCUCGCUGUGCAAAUGCACCACUUGUACAGGUCACGAUUCUUGAUGGACAGUCUUUCAACCAUGUGGUUUGCUUCAUCAUACCCAGAGGUACAAAGGUUUGAAGAGAACGCGGCAUGUUCACUUGCUGAGGAUGUGUUGGGUGACGUGGAGAUUCUUAAUCAGUCUUUGUUAUUUGCCGCAGACAACGUGGAUCAUAACAUCAUAACCUUGGAUGGAAAGGGUAGCUUUCAUGGGAUGGGUAUGAUAGCGGCUAUCACGCCAGGGAAGCAAGUCAGUUAUGGCAUACCAAGACAGAAAAUGGCUGAGUUGAAAGUUGUUGAAAGGACGAAAAUUGACAUCAUAGAAUACCGCUACACACUACAUGUCAACAGAAACAUUGAAUUUCAGGCCCUCUCAUACACAUCUGAUGUAUGUGAUCGCAAAGUGGACAUUUGCUGGGAAAUGUCCUUUCAGUUCCGCCAGAGUACUCCCAGUUGGAAUGGCAUGAUGCACCUGCUGCAUAAGGAGUGCGAGUAUCCAGGAAAAUCCUCUGUACAGUUUCUACCAAUGAUCGAUAUGAACCCUGGAGACAAAACCUGUAUCUUGUCCACACUAGAUUACCUAUGCAGUCUUUCGUCAAAACACAACAUGCCAACUAUCAUUUCCUUGGAUCAGCCGCUAUUUUGGAAGGCGUCUGAAAUCGUGAACGCUGUUCCAGAUGAUAGUCCAAUCAGGAAUGUGAUACUAUUACUUGGUAGGUUUCAUACCUUCAUGAAUUUGCUGGGUGCUAUUGGCUCUUUGAUGGAUGGCAGUGGACUCAAGGAGAUCAUGGAGACAGUGUAUGGUGAAAAUGCUGUCGUGCACAUUAUGAGUGGAAAGGCAGUCCAACAAGCGUUUCGUGGUCACCUGCUGGUAUAUCAGUGUCUUACACGUCAGAUUGUUGUGAAAAUCCUGGAGGAUGACCCUGGUUUUCAGGACCAAGUGGAUGGACUUGAGAGACUGUACAUGCAGAUGGAGACUGGUGAAUGUGACUUGGAGUCGUUGUUUGAAUCAGAUUGCGUUCGCACGAUUCACAACACUCUAGCUUUGAAAAAGGAUGACUUGGCGAGGACGUCCAAGACCAGCAAACUGUGGGUAAACUAUCAGCACAUUCUAGGGAUCGCUAGGGCACUAGUUGCAGCUGAUCGAAUGGGGUCUUGGGAGAUGCAUCUCGGGGCCGUCUCAGCUUGCCUGCUGAUAUUCGCAGCUGCUGGCCAUACGAAUUAUCUGAAGUCGGCUCAUCUGUAUCUCCAGAAGAUGCAUGCGUUGAAGGAGGACAACCCUGAAGUUCAUCAGAAGUUCCAGUCUGGGUUUCACGUAAUCAGACGCAGAAGCCAAUACUGGGCUGGUCUUGGCUCCGAUCUCGUGAUCGAGCAAACGCUAAUGCGCUCACUUAAAACCCCAGGGGGUCUGACGCGAGGAAGUGGGAUGUCGGAGCACCAGAGAACUGUUUGGGCCAUGUCUUCCACUGUGUCGUCUGCUUACAACCUUGCCAUACAAGAACUUACCACGAGAAAUUACACAACGGCUGAACAACAUAAGGAGUUGUCCACCUCUCGGGUGACCAGAGAUGAGGCAGACCUCGGUAAAACUGCAGAAAAACUAGACAACUUCACACCUUUUUCAGCUGAUGAAUCGUUACGCAAUAUUAUCACAGGGAUUAAUGCCAACGAGGACAUCAAUGUUCAGGACCUUUCUGAAAUAGGAAAAGACGUACAGAAGAUGGACGGGCAAUCGGUGUUCUCCUACUCUCACAAACGGAGUUUGAAGGUGAAGACACUAGCAUCCAGCAAGAAUGUGAAAGUGUCUGAAGAUCGUAGCAUUGACCCAGCGCUUUUAUUUCAGAGGUUCCUGGUUGUCUCACAGACGGGUGAUCUUCGGCUAGACAAAGUCAUGUCGUAUGAACUCUGUCUUUAUCCGAUGUCCUUGUUCGAAGGAAAGCACAUCUUGCGUCAAUCGGACAAACCGCAGCUUGCGGAAGCAAUCAGGAACUAUGUUAAAACCAAAUCAGCCACUGCUGUGACACAAACGGUUCCAGUUACAGAGCAAUAUGUACUAGAUGGAGGAUCUCUUCUUCACUGCUUGAAAUGGACGGAAGGAAGUACCUACAGUUUGAUUGCAGAGCACUACACCUCAUUCACAGUCAAACACUAUGGCAGGGCGACUGUCGUGUUCGAUGGUUAUGGGGAUGGACCGAGUAUAAAGAACUGUACUCAUCAGCGGAGAAGUCAAAAGCUGAAAGCAAACAAGGUGAACAUUACAGAGGUGACCAAAUUUGUCGGGAAAAAGGAGAACUUCUUGUCAAAUGGGGCAAACAAGCAGGCACUGAUCCAGCUGAUCAUGGAACGAAUGCGACAGAAUGGCUGCAACAUUAUUCAAGCGGAAGGUGACGCCGACGUCGAAAUCGCAAAGGCAGCCAUCAGCAUGUCUGCUUUCAGACCGACCACCCUUAUUGGAGAAGACCCAGAUCUUCUUGUUCUCUUACUCUACCAUGCAGACGCUUCCAAGUGCGUUGAACUCUAUUUUUGCUCUGACAAGGCGAAAUCACAUGUCUAUAAUAUCAAGGUCCUCAAACAGGUGCUUGGUGAAGCAGUCUGCAAUGACCGGUUGUUUCUGCAUGCCUUUACUGGAUGCGACUCGGUUUCCAGGGUAUUUGGUAUUGGAAAGAAAGUGGGGUUCCAACGAAUCAUCAAGAAAGAAAAGGCAAUGAAAGACUGUUCAAAAGCAUUCUCUACACCAAAGCAAAGCUGA
Molecule: messenger RNA, 3060 nt
Organism: Xyrichtys novacula (pearly razorfish)
Lineage: Eukaryota; Metazoa; Chordata; Actinopteri; Labriformes; Labridae
Source: the annotation of a GenBank genome assembly